Molecule: messenger RNA, 3790 nt
Organism: Lingula anatina
Lineage: Eukaryota; Metazoa; Brachiopoda; Lingulata; Lingulida; Lingulidae
Product: serine/threonine-protein kinase 38-like
Biological process (GO): protein phosphorylation
Molecular function (GO): ATP binding; protein serine/threonine kinase activity
Source: RefSeq, a predicted model, not a curated record
AUAUGAAUGGGCAAGGUCAGGUGAAUUCUAAUGAGUAAACUGCAUAUGGUAGUGGUUGAAGGAAUCAGCAUCCACAUCCUGCUUAGAGGACGAAGAGACACAGUUUAUGACAUUGAGUUUUGAAAAGCGGUGGCUCUAAUCGCAACUACUAACUUGUCUUGUGCACAGCUGGUCAGGAGAUACCUGUCAGAUAAGUCACAUGAUCACAUGGUGUGUAUUUUAUGCGGAGUUUUAUCAAGGAAGGACCUCUAACCUGGGCAUAGGUCCUGGGGGAAAAUUGAUUAGAGCGCCACUCAAUCUACCUGUGUGUCAACAUUGACUUGUCCUAUACUUAGAAAAUUGGCGGGUGGGCCUAUGAGAUCAAACAUUGAUUGGCUGUGCAGCGCUGAUAAGAUAAGCCAGCAUAUUGCAACAACAGCAGCAGCAGCAGGUGAACUCUCCACGUCACUGAGCAGGACUGUUAUAUUCACUAGGUUCAUGGAGGUGGAGAGCAGUCACAAUCACAUCUCAUUCAAAAUGUGCCCAUUUGGUAAGCACAUGGGUCUAGGGAAAAGACAUGAUAAGAGUUCUAAAAAGAUGACCGCCAUUGGGGAACAGGUAGCGGUCAGUCCCCACACAGCUGAUAAAGUGACCCGUGCCAAAGUGACCCUAGAGAACUACUAUACCAACUUAAUAGCACAACAUGAGGAGAGAGAAAGCAGAUAUCGUAAACUGGAACAGACAAUGGAGGAUGAGGGUCUCUCAGAAGAACAGAAACAAGAAAAAAGGCAGCAGCAUGCACUGAAAGAAACAGAAUUUUUGCGUCUUAAAAGAUCACGGUUAGGUGUUGAUGAUUUUGAACCAUUAAAAGUCAUAGGAAAGGGAGCUUUUGGAGAGGUGCGUUUGGUACAAAAGAAAGAUACAGGUCAUGUUUACGCUAUGAAAAUACUUAGAAAACUAGACAUGCUAGAAAAAGAACAGAUUGCACAUGUGCGUGCAGAGCGCGAUAUUCUAGUGGACGCAGACAACGAAUGGGUGGUCAAGAUGUAUUAUUCCUUCCAAGAUGCACAGAAUCUUUACCUCAUAAUGGAGUUCCUGCCAGGAGGAGACAUGAUGACACUGCUUAUGAAAAAAGACACUCUAACAGAGGAGCAGACACAGUUUUAUGUAGCAGAAACAGUGCUGGCAAUUGGUGCCAUACACAAAAUUGGUUUUAUUCACAGAGAUAUAAAACCAGAUAACUUAUUAUUAGAUUCAAAGGGUCAUAUAAAAUUAUCAGACUUUGGUUUAUGUACUGGUUUGAAGGCUGCACAUAGAACAGACUACUACAAAGACUUAUCACAAGCCAAACCAAGUGAUUUUUCUUCAAACUACAUGGAUUCAAAAAGAAGACAUGAAAGUUGGAAGAGAAACAGACGGGCACUGGCAUAUUCUACAGUAGGUACCCCAGACUACAUUGCCCCUGAGGUGUUUAUGCAAACGGGCUACGCUAACACAUGUGAUUGGUGGUCAUUAGGGGUUAUCAUGUAUGAGAUGUUAAUAGGCUAUCCUCCAUUUUGUUCAGAGAAUCCCCAGGAGACAUACAGGAAGGUGAUGAACUGGCGAGAGACACUCAUCUUUCCUCCAGAGGUGCCCAUCUCUACAGAGGCCAAAGACCUCAUAUUAAGAUUCUGCUGUGAUUCUGAGCACAGGAUUGGUGCCACAGACAUAGACGAAAUCAAAAAAGCACCAUUUUUUAGCACAGUUGAUUGGGAACACAUCAGAGAGCGACCUGCUGCAAUACCAAUAGCAGUGAAAAGUAUAGAUGACACGUCAAAUUUUGACGAAUUUCCUGAAAUAGAUCUCAAAUGGCCAACAGAGCAGCAAGCACAGGAAGAUUCCAAAUAUAAAGACUGGGUUUUUAUCAACUAUACUUUCAAAAGGUUUGAAGGAUUGACACAGAGAGGACUUGCUCGGCCCUCCGUUUCAAACAGAUGAAAAAGGCCAUUCCUGUCUGUGAUACAACUUCGGUUGUUAAAUUUUACAACAUUGCUAAUGGAGUCAAUAUUGAAUUGACACAUGCUAUCUUUGUUUCUGGAAUGCUUAAAAGCUUAGCAGUGUUGUCACAGGCAUAAUGCUUUGCAGAAACUUUCUGGGCAGUGUCUAAGCUGUCUAGAGACGGAAUGAGAAGAAAAUAUGAAGGUCAUAUCUCAGGAUCAUGAAUAAUUGUGAAAGAAACAUUUGUUGACCUAGAUUUUUUUAUCUGACCUGGGUGACUUUUCAUAUUGCUUAAUGUUAUAACAACAACACAAAACUUCUGUGAAAUAUCAGUGAUAUUAUUUAAGUGUUAUACAUUGGCAAUUUGAAAGCAUGAUUUUAAAAAAGUGCACAAUUUAAUUAUCUGAGAUAAAGGUUUGGUUUAUGACAUGCUGCAAUCCAGCUUUAUCUACAAGUUCUUCCAUAUGUUAACUGUUAAUUUUGUGCACAUUUAUGAAGCCCAAGGCUUUAGUUGUUUACCAAAGAAGAAUAUAAUUUAUUUGUGUGUAGUUGAUAGAUGGAGAGAAGCACAAGCUGAUUGUCUCCCAUUUUAUUUUUACAUGAAAGUAAUGUUUAACCAAGUGUCAAUAUUCUUGAGGUUUAUUUUAUGGUUACCUUGGUAUGAAACAAUACUUUGGGACAUUAAGUGUAUAAUGAGACAAGGAAAUAUGAUUAACACAUACGGAUGUGGCACACAGUGUGGACAUACAUUUUUCUCUUAUUCAAAAGAUGUAGUGAUUAGAAAAAAAGAUAUCUGAUCCUUUCGAGACAAGGUAAAUAAAUGCAAACUGAAACUGUAAGAAAUUUUUUACCACUUGUCCUGCAUAACCACGACUGCACAUAUGAAAUGGAAGUCCUGAUCAAGUUUAUGAAUUUGUCUUUCAAAUGUAGAUGAAAUUGGAAUGGUUCUUAAUGUUUGCAAUUGGCUACCUGCAUUGUAAAAUAGCUUGACCUUGGAUCACAAUCUGAGAUAAUAGUUUGAUUUUGUGUAAUGGGGAAAACGACACUUCUCAUAACAGUUCUGUGGUUGUGUAGCUCAUUAUUGAAUGUGUGAUAUGUCCCCCAUAUGCUGGUAUUGUUUUGAUAAAAUAUUAGGCAGAAAUUUGAUAUUUAUAUCCAUUCAAUUUUGUAGAUGUAACUACCUCCAGAUAACAGUAUCGAUCUUAGUAGUAUCAGACUAUUGGGAUGAGGUGCUUUAAUGUUUCAAGGAAUUUCCCAGAAUGCAUAUUAGAGAGGAAAGGGGAUUUUGGGCACCUUGUUAAUUUUAAUGAUAAUGGAUGUAAAUAGCAUAUUAUUAAAACUGCAGGCUUAAAUGACAUUGCUUGUGCCAACCUUUCAUUCUUUUAAUUUUGGCGUGCUAAGGAUGAACCAUACAUUGCCCAGUCACCAGAGAAAGCAGGUGUUGGUGCUUUUAUUUUCUCCUAACAUUGUGAUAUUUAUGUUUGUUAUGUUAAGUUGUUAGAUGUCAGGAUCAGUGUUGAAGUAAAAAUGGUAAUAGAGCUUUUGGUGCUAACAACAUGUGAUUGCUUACUGCUUGUUAAGUGUCUGGCAAAUACACCUAAAAUAUAUAAAGCUUCAUAUUGGGUCCCACCUUUACUGGUUCUGGUCCUCAGCAUGAACCAUUCGUGUCCAUAGUUUGCUGUAUAAAACUGCUGUAGUUGUAUAUUCAGAAAACCUCCCAUGGGAAAAGUUGUGAUCCACUAAGAGUGUGAUAAUAAUAGACUUGUGAAUAUAUAAAUAUAUACAUAACUACAAAUAUGUAAAUAUAAUAAAAAAAAUGAAGUAUAUUGUGAAG